Messenger RNA from Ylistrum balloti, 1438 nucleotides. Its product is annotated as monocarboxylate transporter 12-like. NCBI's taxonomy places the organism in Eukaryota, Metazoa, Mollusca, Bivalvia, Pectinida, Pectinidae. Bases 1 to 1368 code for a protein of 455 amino acids. The transcript has 7 exons. Gene Ontology annotation, molecular function: monocarboxylic acid transmembrane transporter activity. Gene Ontology annotation, biological process: transmembrane transport; monocarboxylic acid transport. The record is from RefSeq and is a predicted model, not a curated record.
AUGGAGACAAAACAGGAAUAUACCAUGGUACAAACAGAUCCCGAAAGGGCAGAAGCCCCAAGGAAAAAUAGCCAAGUGUCUAGCAAUUUAGACGGUGGAUGGGGUUGGAUUGUCACGUUCUCCUCCUUCAUGCUCAACUUUUUGGUAGAUGGAGUCUGCUAUACAAUUGGUGUUUUCUUACCAGUAUUCAUCAUACACUUCAGGGGUAGUAAAGCAAAGACAAUGCUUCUUAGCUCUGUCACCAAUGGACUGUCUUUUCUACUAGGACCAGUGGCUGGAGUGUCGGUUAAUCGGUUUGGAUGUCGGAAGACGACGAUUUUGGGAAUUAUGAUUGCGAGUAGCGGACUAUUCCUGUCCACGUUCUCGCCUAACUUGGACGUCAUGAUUGUUUUGUACGGUAUCAUCGGAGGAAUUGGUUUUGGACUUGUAUACACACCUACGAUAAUAAUAGUGAGUUACUAUUUCGAAAAACGCCGAGCUCUUGCUACUGGGAUCGCCACAUGCGGAUCGGGUAUCGGAGGGUUUGUGUUCGCUCCACUUUCCGUACUUCUACUGGAAACGUAUGGUUGGCGAGGCGCCAUGUGGAUCAUCACGGGAAUUGUGCUGAAUGGCAUUGUUUUUGCUUCCUUCUAUAGAUCGGAUUAUCCACUAACAGUAAAAGAUGACACUAAAAAUAAACCAAAUGGCGAACAGACAUUAAAAACCAUAUUAGCGUCAUUCUGGAAGACGUUUGACUGUUCGAUGCUGACAAGUCCGUCAUUUGUGGUAUACACCACGUCAUGUUUCUUGGUCUCUGUCGGAUUUUUUAUUCCGUUUAACUGCCUGCCUGCCCUCGCCGGUGACCUUGGUAUUUCGGCCAGCAAUGGCGCUUUAUUAAUAUCUAUCAUUGGAAUAUGCAAUACUGUGUCUAAUGUUGUGUUUGGCUUCAUCAUCGACCUUCCCUGUGUUGACAAUAUUCUAACAAACAAUAUUGUCCUGAUGACUGGAGGAGUGGCUACAAUAUUGGUGCCUUACUACCAUGCAUUUGGAAUCCUUGUUGUUUAUUCCGCCGUGUUUGGAAUCAUGAUAGGAGCUUUUGAACUGUUGAAUUCGAUCCUUAUGGUGGAAAUAAAAGGUAUCGAGAGGUUAUCUAAUGGGUUUGGCCUAUUGAACAUGUUUAUCGGCUUCGCCAGCAUAGUAGGUUCGCCUAUUGCAGGGGCACUGUCAGAUGCUUCAGGAAACUAUGAUGACGCUUUUUACUUUGCUGGAGGUGUGAUAACUAUAGCUGGUGUUAUAUGUUUACCGCUUAGACGAAUCAUCACAUGGGAGAAAAAAAGACUCGCGAAAAAAUGUAAAAUGAAAGAAUCUGAUUCAUCAAUAGAAAAAUGACGAAGACAUUCAAACUGUUUGUUUCAUGCCAAACUUUAUUUACAUCGAUCGAUAUCAAUAAUAUCAUAUC